Molecule: messenger RNA, 2233 nt
Organism: Neolamprologus brichardi
Lineage: Eukaryota; Metazoa; Chordata; Actinopteri; Cichliformes; Cichlidae
Source: RefSeq, a predicted model, not a curated record
CCUGUUGUUGCAGAGUCAGAACGCCAUGAACGCCUCCGACAGCGAUGAAGACAUCUACAACGAAAGGUCAGCCUUGGUCCGGUCCGAGUCUCCCGCGCUCCCCUCCUACAUACCGGACUCAGACCUCACGCCCCCCAAUGGCACGCCAACCAAAAGGUUAAAGGCGGGGAUAAGCAGGAGGCCGGGGCCGGCCGCUGCAGACGGCGGCGGGUCAGAUCCGGAGGUGGAAGCUGAGGAAGAAGAGCUGACCCUGAAGUAUGGCGCCAAGCACGUCAUCAUGCUCUUCAUCCCCGUCACCCUAUGCAUGGUCGUCGUGGUUGCCACCAUCAAGUCUGUGAGCUUCUACACGGAGAAGACGGACCAGCAGCUGAUCUACACGCCGUUCACGGAGAACACCUCCUCCGUUGGCCGCCGCCUCCUCAACUCCGUCCUGAACACCAUCAUCAUGAUCAGCGUCAUCGUGGUCAUGACCAUCUUCCUGGUCGUCCUGUACAAGUAUCGCUGCUACAAGUUCAUCCACGGCUGGCUCAUCCUGUCCUCCCUCAUGCUGCUCUUCUGGUUCAGCUUCAUGUACCUGGGGGAGGUGUUUAAGACGUACAACCUGGCGAUGGACUACCCGACGGUGGGCGUGAUCAUCUGGAACUUCGGGGCGGUGGGGAUGAUCUGCAUCCACUGGAAGGGGCCGCUGCAGCUGCAGCAGGCCUACCUGAUCCUCAUCAGCGCCCUCAUGGCCCUCGUCUUCAUCAAAUACCUGCCCGAGUGGUCGGCCUGGGUCAUCCUGGGUGCCAUCUCCGUCUACGACCUGGUGGCCGUCCUCAGUCCUAAAGGUCCUCUCAGGAUGUUGGUGGAAACGGCUCAGGAGCGUAACGAGCCCAUCUUCCCCGCCCUCAUCUACUCCUGUGAGUGCGUCCACUGUUCUCGAUCAGCGCCGAUCAAUAACGGCUCUGCAGCUUGUCUGAUGUUUGUGAUUGUUUCCUCCGAUCCCUCUGUCUCACCUGUGUCUCACCUGUGCCUGUCUCAGGGUCUGUGCCUCACUCUGCUGCUGCUGGCCAUCUUUAAGAAGGCUCUGCCGGCGCUGCCCAUCUCCAUCACCUUCGGCCUCGUCUUCUACUUCUCCACGGACUUCCUGGUUCAGCCCUUCAUGGACAACCUGGCCGCUCACCAGUUUUACAUCUGAGACAAAGCUCCGCCCACCUCACCCCCCUCUUCGUUAUCUCGCUGGACUGCUGCCUUUUGUUGAUGCAACGCACAAAGAUUGUUUCCUGCGCUCGUCCUCAGACCACAGGAACUGAUGUAAGAGUGGAAGGUGGGCGUGGCUGUUACCUGGUUGUUUCUGCUCAGGUUGUUUCUACGUCACCUGCUGACUGAUAUUCAAACCCUGUCUGUAGUCUCUGUCGUGUUUCUGAAGCCGUGAUGUCACCACGACGUUCUGUGAUUGGCUGACGUUCCCGUCAUUCUUCACUCAAUUUAAGCUCGUCGCUCUAACUUCAGGAAACAGGUGGGAUGUCUGAUUGGGUCAUGUGACCUAAUGAAACUUACCUGAGGGACGAGCUCACUUUGAAUGAAGCGCUUCAGGGCCAUGACAUGAAACCCUGAGAGGCCAAAUCUAAAAAGUGCAGUGGGAGGAGUCUGAAGCAGCUGCUGAGCGCUGUGAUUGGGUAUUUCCUGCUGACACGCUUUUAUCCAGAAAGAUGUUUGUUAUUAUUUUGUUAUUUCAUCAUUAAUUAAGCAGGUAAACCUAAAGGUUAAUAAAGGUUUUACAGUUACAGUUCAUGUUAGCAGUGAACUGGGAAUGAAACAAGACGGGAUUUAAUUUUUGAUCGAGAAGGGAAAAAAGUUAAAAAAUAAAAGUGCAAACUGGAUUUCCUGUCUUUGUAUUUGAGUCUUUGGGGCUGCGUACGUCAGCGAUGCCGCCUCACUGAAACAUUUCUAAACAUUAUAAACCUGAACGUAGAACGAAUUCAUCAUUAACAGCUGCAGCCGCACUCACAGCAUCACUGUAGCGUCAGUGUCAGAGGUCACACGUGGGUCUGAGCCGUGAGCACAGCUGGAAACAGUAACGUUGACAUAAUUAGGCUGCUGUUAAUGAAAGCUGAAACGCUCGUUUCCAGCUCCGUGUUUUGAUUCUCCCACAGCAGCUUUGCAUGAUUCCCAGUUCAUAAUCAUCCUUCUUUACCUGACACCGCACCUCAGUGCAGCCAGCCUGUCUGAAACGAGCCGGUGUUUACGCUGG